CUGGAACGAAUUAUACAGUUUCGAGCAAAAAUUGGCCAUUAAGUUAUCAAUGUCAGCCAGUUUAAGCAAAUAGGCAGUAACGCUUUCUCCUAUGCGCCAUGAUUGUUGAUACAGAUGUAUGCCACAUCUGUGGUGUGGUGACCUUUGAAGAUGCCUCAAACGCGAAUCUAUAUAAUAUUUCAUCACGAUAUUUGUUUACGAUGGAGAGUCCUUACCUCCACACCGAACACCAUAACUGGAGGAACUCCCCGUGCAUGCUGAUCGCGUUCUGGUACACCGGUAUGUUCCACAAGGACCUUUUGGCUUCCUGUCAUAAUUUAGUCCUAUGUCAGCAGCACGCCAUGAUGGUUAAGGCUGCCCAGCUGAUGCUAACUUCACUCAUUCUCCACAGCGUUACACUUGGAAGCCAGCUGGAGAGGCAUUCACCAGACAAGAGACAUCAAACACAGACUAGCCAAGUCUUGAAACAGCGGACACAAUUUUUACGACUGCCGUGCUCAUGUGGGGGCGACAACUGUGGGUGUUGUGCCACUCUAAGUGUCCCACCUCUGUAUUUCAACCAGCAAGGAUGUGUCCAGCUGACAUAUGUUCCGGCAGAACUUGGUGUGGAUCUAGAUGUCCUCCUGAAUGGCAACAAUCUGUACCAUACCUCCUUGUCAGCCAGAAAUCCUCCCCCCUUUUGUGUGGGGACAGGCGUACCCCUGCUUAACCUUUGCAUCCGACUAUACAACAUCCGGGUGCAAAACAACAAUGUACAUGUGUGUAUCAACUUGGAGCUACAGUUUGCAAAUAGGCCCCUCAUCGUCGUCUCUUUUGACUGUGUCCGAGUUGGCGUUGAUGGAGUUGGUAUUGAGAAGCCUUCUACAUCUCGUGUUAUGAGCCCUGAUCCUGUCAGGGGUAAACAUGUGAGAACUAUCAGUUUCACCCCAGAAACACUACAUUCAUCUGCAUACACUACCAUCAAUUCUGACUGGAAUGUCCGAAGCCAUUUAUAGUCACAAUUGUUCAGCAGCCCAGCAAAGAGAAACCAUAAUGGAAUAUGACAUGACGGUAACUGGUAACCAUAUCUCACGGGUCUGAAAGAAGACCAGCAUCAGUUAUUGAAAAUUUAAAGUUUUCAUGAAGAUUUCUGUCUU
Messenger RNA from Zootermopsis nevadensis, 1136 nucleotides. RefSeq lists its product as uncharacterized. NCBI's taxonomy places the organism in Eukaryota, Metazoa, Arthropoda, Insecta, Blattodea, Termopsidae. The record is from RefSeq and is a predicted model, not a curated record.